UGAACACACGUGUUAUAACACGCACGACUUAGCCGCCGUAUUGCCAACAAAAAACAACUACAAAACGUUAUUUAGCGAUAAAACCUAGUGUUAAACGUUUGUUUGGAAGGAAAGGAAGAUUUUGGUGUUCAUUGUGAGGGUUUUAUAUAAGCGAGGAGGUGGGAAACGGUACCAAUAAUCCGAAGUUGAAUCGAUACAAGAAAAAUGCGAGUAAUGUGAACGAACAGACGAACCUUUUUACUAGUGUAAUACCCCGUUGAAUUGACCCGGAUGAGUGCAGCAAAGAGCCGGGCCUACAUUGAGCUAUGACCACAGCGGGACAAGGACAACACGACGUCUACAGAAUAUGAUAACGCGUGGUGCAAUGGCGGUGCGGUGAUGGCGGAUGGCGGCGCGGAGGCGGGCGCGGGCGAGUGCGCGGCGCGCGGCGCGGCGCUCGAGCGCGCCUACGUGCACGAUGUAUACGAGCAGGCGGGCGAGGACGACGCUCCGUGCGCGCCCGCGCCCGCCGUGCGCUCCUUCCUCGGCGACCUCGAGCCCGGCAGCCUCGUGUGUGACGUCGGAUGCGGCAACGGCAAGUACCUGAGCGUGAAUCCGUCCGUGUUCGCGGUGGGCGGGGACCGCUGCACGAGACUCGCGGCGCAGGCGCAGCACGACAACAAUGAGGUGGUGGUAUGUGACAACUUAAGUCUGCCGUUCCGCGACGAGUCCUUCGAUGCGGUGCUCUCGAUCGCCGUGGUGCACCACUUCGCCACGGUGGAGCGCCGCGCGAUGGCUCUACGGGAGCUGGCCAGGAUAACCAGGAUCGGGGGAAGGUUGCUGCUGACUGUCUGGGCUAUGGAGCACGAGGGAAGGAACUUCCAUUCACAGGACGUCUUAAUACCUUGGCAUCGACCAGCAACAUUAUGCCCACCACCGCCGGCUCCACGGUUUUUAUCUGUUGACUAUGACCAUUGUUCUGAACCAUGGAAAAGUCGUGAUGGUUCACCUGGGUCGUCGUCACUUUCAUCGCCCAACGAAACAUGUUAUUCAUUCGUAAGACGAGCACUACAACGAUUAGCUGGACGACGCUCUUUUCUCCCAUCAUGGGGAGUAAAUACUAGGGUAAUACAAAGGCCUAGUCAACGUCCCGAACCUGCAGCGGCCGACCUGCCCAUAGAACUAAGGCGAUUAGACGAAGUCCUUCCACCUCGAUUGAUCUCACAACCCUCUGAGAGUUCAACGAUGAAAUCACGGAGCCUUACCGAUAUUGCUGAUAUAGAACACCGUGCAUUAGUCCGGUCGAGAUCCAGUCUCCCAAGUUUAGGUGGAGAAGAAAACGAACCACCCGCUUUGGAGCAGCCAGUCCAACCAGUAAUAGAACCACGUAAGAAACCACGACUAGUCAAACAAAAGAAAUCAAUCAACGAAGAUGACGCCGAUGAAGACCUCGAUAAACCUACAGAUAUGAAAAGCAUGGUUGAGGAAAUGCCAAAUUUUAAAAUUCACACGCAAAAGUUACAAUCUAAGAAACCUGGUGUAUUCAAGCAGACGUCCCUUAACGAAGAAUUGAUGUCAGUUGAAAGAUUGAGAGAAAAAGAGCGUCUCCGUAAAAAUAUACAAAAGCAAGCAUCGCUUAACGAAGAGUAUUUGUACCGAAGACCGGGAGCUCUUGAUUCGUUACGUGACUCUAUAUUCUCUACAUCAGCAACGACCGCUAAAAAAUUUCAAUCCCUUAAAAACGGCCUGACUAAUAAGUUCAAAACUUCAACAACGAAUAUAGACAAAGUAACUGUUUUCGUGAGAAUGCUCCAAGGUUGGAAGAAUCACGGACCUGUGCCAGAAGUUCCCACACCAAGUGACAAUAACGCAAAUAGUGACAAGGGCUAUCCUGAAAGACGACAUUCCAGAGAAGAUGGGUCAGAUUCUUCGAAGGAUAGUAGUCUCCAAAGUGACACAAGUGUGGAUUCCGAAGAUAGUUUUGCUUCAGUUAUAUACGUUCCCAAAGCUGAUGGUUCUGGUGACCCUUUAUCUCCUACACCUUUAUCACCAGGGCCAACUUCACCGAGACUCAAAGUACCAUCUGUACCAACCUCGCCUAGAAUGAAGAACUCACCAGGGUUACCAUCUCCAAGGAUCAAACAAGCAUUCCCGUUAAUACGACCACCAGGUUCACCUAAUGCGGUGACAGCACCGGGCACAGUCCACAAUAAAAUUUUAGUAGCACAGUAUAGCUUAAAAAAUUAUACGACAACAAAUAAUGUUUGCGUAGCCCCUAUAAAACCUCAAUCAAAAAGUCAACCCAAUUCUCCUCCAAAACCAGAACCAGAAAUAAAUAUAAUGGAUACAGAAAUUCCAGCUAUAGUGAACAAGCCUCCCCCUAUAGAAAUAUUCCCCCAAGAAAUCGAUCCAAUACCUCCUAUAAAAGAAGAAGAAGAAACACCAAAUGAGGAAACUAAAGAACUGCUAGCAGAAAUCAAUAAAGACAUUGAAGAAAUUCAUAAAUUAACCGCUGACACUGAUGAUUUAAAACCCCGUGUAUUGCAAGAUGUAAAACCUUAUCCAAAGAUUACAUUGCAAACCGUUGCAGAACUUCCUGAAAUACCUCAGUUUAAGCCUAAAGCACCAAGUAAGUCACCAACCAAUGACACAUUAGAUUCAAAAUCUGCAGACAGAAAGAGGAAAGAAAGAAUACGACAAAUAAAAGAAAUGUUGAAUAAAGGUAUCCCUCCAAUAAGCAUUAGUCGCAGACAACAUUUCCCUAUAGUGCGCAGCACGAGUAAAGCUGAACCAAUUGCUAAGAGUCAUCCAAAACUAAUGUCGUUAGAACUAUUCAAUCCAGCUACAGAUGAUGUCGACAGUGACUCUAGUGGUGUCUCCUCACCUGAUUCCGUAGACAGCGUCAUAAGCGUCGUGCCGGAUGAGCUUCGGAAAAUUGCUAUGGAAAAAGAUCUGCCAAAUCCACCUACUACAGAAGUUAAAACUACAGACAACUCAAAUACAAACGAAAAACAAGCAUUCACUCUAACUACUCCUCAAACUUUGAUCGAAGCCGUCGCUGAGGUGGCGCAAUCAUUAGAUGAGACUUGCGAAACUGUAAUUCAAUCGAGCCCAAGGUCUAAAAGACGUCAUACAGAAAAGCUGGAGAGUGGUGAAGCUAUCGCAAUCGUGCAAGGUGCUUCCAGUAGCAGUAGUAGUAGUAACUGGAGUUUGAACAAGUUAUCUCCAGGUGACUUAAGAAUAUUAGAAGACAGAUCGAGAUCCCAAUCCCAUACAAGCUCCAGCGGAAGUUCCUGCAGUUUAGAGCGUCUCUCACCUGGACGGAGAUCAAAAGACCGCUCUCCCAAACAAGGUAGCACAAGUAACUCUACUUGGAGUUUAAAUAGAUUGUCUCCUAAUAGACCCGAGGGGCGAUCUUUAGAUGAAAAUUUAAGCAAAAGUCAUCGAAGCCCAACGAGACACCCGUAUGAUUCAUUAUCAGUAUCAAGCACAGAUUCUGAAAAAUCUAUAUCGAAAUCGGAAAGCUUUAACAGAAUACAGAAUGAACCAUUAGUAACCUGCAAGUCAGAUAUGGUGUCUAAAGAAGAAGAGUGGAUCACGGAUCAACAAGAACGCAGUCAUCAUUUAACAGAGUUUGCUGAAAAGCUUAGUGAGAAGUUGUUACAAGAAAUAGACCAAUAUUCCAAACGCAUAAACGAAGAUGACUUUGAUCUUCCAAGUAGUAGCAGUAGUGAAAAGAGUAUAUCUCUUAGAUUAAAACGCGAAGAAGAAGAUAGGAAUACCCAGAAAAUUUUGGACGAGCUUUCUAAUAGUUUACAACAUCUCGAGGAUCCACACAACAAAUUAAAUUUAGAAUCUCACAUAACAAGUAAGUUGACAGGCGAAAAGAUAAAAUAUAUAACAUCAAUUCAAGAUACCCAAGAAUCAGAUAUAAACAAACUGUUCCCAAAAUGUAGCACAAAAACAAAAAGUAAAAAGAGGUCCAAAGAUGUCGAUCCGAUUAUAAAUAAGUAUAGGGAACUCAAGAAAACUAUGAAGGUGACCAGCGAGGAAGAUAUUUAUCUAAAUAAUUGUGCCAAUAUUCAGUACAACGUGAAACCAAUUACAGAUGAAAAAUUACCCGAUAUUGACACUAAGAAUCCGGACGACGACAGCGCUAUAUCGUCUAGCAACGGAAAUCCUGAAAUCACCAUAGAAUCUGGAAACUAUGAUACCAGUCAGUCUCUAGAGACUGGAUACUCACUAGAGUCGGAGAUUAGCGUCGAUUCUUUGUGUACGAGUACUGACAAACGGUCUUCAUUAAAGGUUGGACAAUCCACCGACUCGAGUGAUUUAGAUAAGAUGGAAAUUAGUCCGGAAUCGGUGACUUCGCGGUCGAGCACCAGUACCGCACCACUUAAAUCAGGAUUUUCCAUUGAAUCCAGUGACACUUCAGCUGGUAGCGAUUGGAGCCGUCGAGAUAAGACUGGCAGUACGGCUUCACUUGGUUGCGUGAGCCUCGCUUCUUUGCCGUCAUGCAGUGAGUGUUCAAAGGAAAGGAAACUAAUGGAAACGCGCUCAUCUUCCGAGGAUACAGCCCCUGUUCCAGCAGUAGCAGCUCGCGCCAUUCCUCAUGCACCACUCUUGCCGUCAUUGAGCGAUGGAUCAGAUAGCCUGCCGUCAGAAGGAGGCGCAGUGACGUACCACAGAUAUUACCACGUCUUCAAGAAAGGGGAACUGGAUCAGUUGAUAGAAAAAUACGUGGAGAGUCUCCAUGUAGUUUCAUCUUACUACGAUCAAGCCAGCUGGUGUGUUAUAGCUGAGAAAGUUCAAGUGUGGACUAUUUAAUAAAACGGCAAGGGUGCUGCUGCAAGAUAUUAACAAAUUGGUAUUUUUAUCAACGAAGGUGCGUGUAAUUACAGGUGAACAACUAUCGACUCAGUCUUAUGAAAUGGAAACAGCUGUAACAAUAAAAUUUUGUAUAAGACACAUCGGUGCAGUGAUUAUAAAUUAUCCAAGUGACCUUCCUCGCGAACUCUUAGUGGGAGUUAAGGACAUGUUCAUGAUAUCGCAUUAAAAUAGAGUUAACUCUAUGCGAAAUGCCAAAAGCAAAGCUUUUGUUUUUUUUUUAAUAUAUUCUAGAUACUUGAUACUUUAAUAGUUGUUAUCUCUAUAUUCAUAACAUUCGUCACCUACUUCUGAGGGUAGUCACAACACUUCGACUACGUUCCCUUUGGAGGGACUUUAGAGCACAGAAUGGAGAAACGACAGAGGGUCCUCUCAAUACAACGAAAAAAAACGGAGCUGAAUUCCGGUUCAGCCUUUUCAGCUCAACCGAAAUUUGGCUGACUUAGACUGACCACGCUGUUGUAUGUGUCUAGGUGCGAGUGUAUUGAGCUGACUUUCUGUAAAUUCUCCAUUUUGUGUUGGGUAUUCGUUGCGAUACCAGAUUUCGUAUGAAAUGAAAACUAAGAGCUUUAAAUAGUAAAAGUUAAAUAUAAUAUAUUAUAUACUUCAAAGGCUCA
Maniola jurtina (meadow brown) is the source of this 5483-nucleotide messenger RNA. RefSeq names its product protein piccolo (gene fid). Gene Ontology annotation, molecular function: S-adenosylmethionine-dependent methyltransferase activity; tRNA binding. Lineage: Eukaryota; Metazoa; Arthropoda; Insecta; Lepidoptera; Nymphalidae. The record is from RefSeq and is a predicted model, not a curated record. Bases 379 to 4806 code for a protein of 1475 amino acids. Gene Ontology annotation, cellular component: cytoplasm; nucleus. Gene Ontology annotation, biological process: tRNA wobble uridine modification. The transcript is spliced from 8 exons.